CCGGCCCCCUCCCCGGCUGUAUUUAGCGGCGGCGCGGAUCACGGGGAGCCCGCGGUGGCGACAUGGCCGCCGCCAGCACGGAGCCCCUGCAGCCGCCCAGGCUGCAGCAGCUGCUGGAGCGGGAUCCUUACCUGGCGCCCUUCCGGACCGACUUCCAGCGCAGGUAUUCUCUGUUUUAUAACCACUUGAAGAACAUUGAGGAAAGUGAAGGCGGCCUUGAUAAAUUUACAAAAAGUUACAAAACCUUCGGAGUUAACCAACUCGCGGAUGGUGGAAUAUACUGUAAAGAGUGGGCACCAGGAGCAGAAGCAGUGUUUCUUGCAGGUGACUUCAAUGGCUGGAAUCCGUUUUCUCAUCCAUAUAAGAAGUUGGAAUAUGGGAAGUGGGAGUUGUUCAUUCCACCCAAAGAUGGCUGUUCUCCUGUGCCCCAUGGAUCAAAGCUAAAGGUGGUGAUUCGUGCUCAAAACGGCGCCCUCCUCUAUCGUAUUUCACCCUGGGCAAGAUAUGUGGUCCGUGAUGAAGACAAAGUGAAUUAUGAUUGGGUUCACUGGAAUCCACCACAGUCAUAUAUACAUAAGAAUCCUUCCCCCAAGAGAUUAAAAAGCCUAAGAAUCUAUGAAUCACAUGUGGGAAUUGCUUCCCCAGAAGGGAAAGUAGCUUCUUAUAAAAACUUCACAUACAAUGUACUACCUAGAAUAAAGGAUCUUGGCUAUAACUGUGUCCAGCUGAUGGCUAUUAUGGAACAUGCAUACUAUGCCAGUUUUGGUUAUCAGGUCACAAGUUUCUUUGCAGCAUCAAGCCGGUACGGAACUCCAGAUGACCUGAAGGAAAUGAUUGACGUUGCUCACUCAAUGGGCAUCACGGUCCUGCUUGAUGUGGUGCACAGCCACGCCUCAAAAAACUCAGAAGAUGGUCUCAACCAGUUUGAUGGUACGGAUUCUUGUUUCUUCCAUUCUGGAUAUAGAGGCAAUCACCAGCUCUGGGACAGCAGGCUCUUUGACUAUGCAAACUGGGAAGUCUUGAGAUUCCUUCUGUCUAAUUUGAGGAUGUGGAUUGAAGACUAUCGCUUCGAUGGAUUCCGAUUUGAUGGUGUUACGUCUAUGUUGUAUCACCACCACGGCAUUGGCACAGGGUUCAGUGGAGAUUACAAUGAGUAUUUUGGCCUGCAUGUGGAUGAAGAUGCUUUGUGUUACCUGAUGCUGGCCAAUCACAUGAUUAAUUCCUUGCACCCAGAAUGCAUAACCAUAGCAGAGGAUGUCUCUGGAAUGCCAGCUCUCUGUCGGCCUGUCGCAGAGGGAGGAGGGGGUUUUGAUUAUCGGCUUGCCAUGGCCAUUCCGGAUAAGUGGAUACAGAUAAUUAAGGAGCUGAAAGAUGAAGACUGGAAUAUGGGCAAUAUUGUGCAUACAUUAACAAACAGACGGUAUGAAGAAAAAUACAUUGCUUAUGCAGAGAGUCACGACCAGGCGCUGGUUGGUGAUAAGACACUGGCCUUUCGCCUGAUGGAUGCAGAGAUGUACACAAACAUGAGUGUGCUCAUGCCUCUGACGCCAGUUAUUGAUCGUGGGAUACAGCUUCAUAAAAUGAUUCGUCUCAUUACUCAUGCACUUGGAGGAGAGAGCUAUCUGAACUUCAUGGGUAAUGAAUUUGGACAUCCAGAAUGGCUUGACUUCCCCAGAAUAGGGAAUAAUGAGAGCUACCACUAUGCCAGAAGACAGUUUAAUCUUACUGAGGAUGAUCUUCUUCGCUAUAAAUUCCUAAAUGCCUUUGAUAGAGAUAUGAAUAAAUUGGAGGAAAGAUUUGGCUGGCUUGCAUCUCCCCAGGCCUAUGUGAGUGAAAAGCAUGAAUCCAAUAAGGUCAUAGCAUUUGAGAGAGCAGGUCUCAUUUUUAUUUUCAACUUCCAUCCAUACCAAAGUUAUGUGGACUACAGAGUGGGUAUUGAAACACCAGGAAAGUAUAAAAUCCUUCUGGAUUCUGAUGCUGGAGAAUAUGGAGGGCAUCAAAGGCUGGACCACAAUACAGAGUACUUCUCUGAAGAAUAUCCUCACAAUUAUCGACCUAAUUCAAUUAUGACCACCUUCAGCCAACCCCCCAGAGGAUGCCCCAUGCACCAAAUAAAGGUAAAAUACCAGUGAAAGGACACCGAGUAAAAGUAACUGGGGAAAAAAACCUGGAAAACCUAAAUUCAGCAAAUAGAUCUUCACGUAAGGAAGAACAGAAGUUACAGUAAAUGCCUCCAGCUGCUAUUUUGCAGUAAAACAAAGAUGUUUUAUUUUAAAUAGCAAUUUACAUUGAAGUUAUUGGGUAAUUUGUCCUGUUUAGGUGUUUCUUUAGGCUUAAUUGCAGUUUUUAAAAUCCAACUCAAAAGUCUUCCCAUCAGAUUUCUUUUCAAGUAAUGUAUGAUGCCACCCUGAUAAACUCAUAAAAGUUAUUUUCCUGCCAUUUAAUAAUUAUUUUAUUCUCUUUUCAUAAUGCAUGAGACUUAAGUUUGUUCUUUCAAAAAUUUUAGUUCCUCCUCCACCACAAACUUCAAGGAGGUAGUUUUUUAAUGACAGAUGCACCUCCCUUAAGGUGUAUGAGUAAACAUUGUCAGCAAAACAUGCCCAGAGGGUCGUGACAAAAUGAAAUCACAUGCAAUAAUUCUGCUUCUCAAGUCAAGCUUAAAUAGCACCCAAAUGCGUUACAAAAAUAGAAGAUUAAAUGUGACAUGAUUCAUUCUAAAAAAAUCACCUAAUAAAAGAAAUAUUCAAGGUGGCAUAUCAAAAUGAGAAGAAGGGAGAUAUGAAAUUCCUGGAGCAAAGAAUCCUGGAAGAAGAUGAAGCUUUGUAAGUGCUGCUGAGCAUUUCACUGUACAGUUUUCAGGCUUGUUUAGUAAAGCUAUUAGAGGGCCAGAAUUCAAAAUCAUCAGAAACACCCUGAAAAUGCCAUAGAAAGUGCACAGAAAUUUCCUUUGUAAUAUGACUUAUUUAAAUAAUUGUACUAAUUUUUCCAUUUCACUGCUUUUUUAUAAUGGAUUGUUAACAAAUAUAUGAAAUGUACGUAACAUUCCAUGUAAUCAAACUUUCUAAUAACGAGCUGUGAACCAUUUUGUCACUUUUUACCACAGCUUCAUUUCUGUUUACAAUUCCACUGUGGUAUUCUCAUACUUGUCUUUUUUGGGGUAUGUUUUAUAAAAGAUGUGUGCUUUUUGAAUGCUUCUAUAAACCUUUAGUCUUGCUUAUGUCUCAUCAUCUCUUUGCAAGAUGUAAAUUAAGUGCUGCACACACAUUUCAACCCCUGCCAGAUCUUAGUGUCCCUUUAGGGAUUAAUUCAUUUGUUGGUAACGAAUUUGGCUUUUGUGGUUGGAUGUGAAAUUUAGGUGUGGGGCAGGGGGAAGAAGUAGUAUAAUAUUUUAAUAACAUGUCACUCAAAAUGUUUUGUUGGUCUUUUCUAAGGUAUCCAACUUGACUGAAUUUUACUGUAGGAAAGAGCUAGCUAUCAAUAAGUGUGCUACUAAAUUUUUUGUACCCCAGCAAAAGUUUGGAUUUAUAUGAAAAUGGAGGGGGGUUAUACUUUGUGCACCAACAGAACUGAGUAAUAAGGCUAAGUGGAAUAUUGCAGAGGAUGUUGUGUCAUUGGAAAAGUAGUAUAUGAUUUAUUGUGAAAUAUAAUUGCUUAACAUAUUUCAACUUCCAUAGAUUUACUUUUUCUGUAGUUCAUUCCAAUUAGUUAAAAAAAUAAAUAAAUGUCAGAGUAUUCCUUUUCUGUUGUCCCCAGUGCUGUCUUUUUUCUGAUUCUCUAUUUUUGGCAUUCAGUGACAUAAUCUUUUCACAUUAAAUGAAAGUGAAAUUAUGUAGUUUAUUUUAAGAAUAUCCUUAUUAUAGGCUUGGGUUUUUAACCUUGACCUCAAUGUAUACUAUUCAAUGUCAAAGUGCAACUUCCUGCUUCCUUGAGUCUGUGGACAAAUUAAAAUACUCCCAUAGACUGAAAUGAUCUAAAAGCUUUUAGUGACCUUAGCUUUGAAAAUACUCAUUUAAAUAACUUUCAUGAUAAGGAUUUAUGUAUGGAAUUUUAAGGGACUGAUGUAAUCUUUAACUGUUGUCUCCCCUGGCAUGCACAGAUAUACAGAUUAAAUGAAAGAACAUUUGUAGUUAACUGUUCAAACGAGGUGAAUCAGUCAGAAUUUAAUACCAGAAAGGUCUUUUUGAUUUUUAGCUCUUGAUGAUUAAGACUUCUAAAUGCAUUUGUUCAUCUUCAUUGGUUGUUUGACUUCUUAAAACCACCAGCAAAUGUAAUGCUUCCAAAGUUACUCUGUCAGUAAUUUUGUUUUAUCCUAUCUUCCUUCUCAGUCUACUUGUUUUUCAGGGGGUUUUGCCAUCUCUUUUAGAGUACUUUUUGUCAAUGUGAAAGAAGAGUGCGAAGAUAAUACAGGAACAAUUUUGAGACACACCCUGUGCAAUAUAUGGACUUCUUUUGCAUAAAUGAAGCAAGACAGUCUAAGAAAUUAUUUUCUGCAUAUUCAUGCUGUAUAGCUGUAAAUUGAAAAACAAAUUGGAAGGCAGAACUUCACAUUCUUUUAAGCGUACCUUCUUUGUCAUGUGCAAUAUCUAGCAAAAUGAAAACCAAAAUGUGUGAGGUUUUGUAUAAUAAAUUAUAGUCAGAAAGGAAGAGCUAUCAUCUAUUUUAUUCUUUGAUGGUUAAUUAUAUUCUCAGAAUAGUGUCCGUGUGUGACAAUUAGUGGUGAUACAGGGACAGGAGAUUGUCUAAAGCCCUCAUUUUAAUUAAAAGUUUGGGAUAAUGUUGGCACAGACUCUUGUGACAUUGCCUUCUGCAUCUACCAGCUGCAAUAUGUGCUACUGAGUAUUUUUCUGCAGUGCCUGAUCUAGCUCUGAGUUCUAGUAAUUCUCCCAUCUGUUACAAAAUGACCUUGAAAUUAUUUUUAGGGCUUGGUGUUUUCCAGUCCUGAAAGUCAGAUGAAGAGUAGUUCAUUGCAGUUCCAGCCAAUUUCAGUUGAGCUUGCACCUGGUACUGAAUUAGUCUGACAGAUCUGAAAGUAGCAGUUGUCAUUUGCAGAAUCUCUUGCUUGUGGGUUUUUAGAUACAUUUGGAGAUUGCUGAGUAUUUUAGUCCUCUCCUGGAAUAUAUAAGGUGAUAUUUCUGCUUGUAGCUGCUGCUGUUCACAGGUGCUUCCUACAUGUAGUAUUCCUGUACUCUUCUUAACUCUUUUAAUGUCUUUUUUUUUCCUUGAAGUUAUCUGGAUAUUCAUAGAAAAAAACGUAUAAGGAGUAAGUGUUUGGCUGAAAACAUCUUGCAUUCCUGGCCAGUAGUAGUACCAGUUGUUUUUUCCCUGUUUGUGAGAUAGCCAUCAUGAAUAGACUAUGAUCGUGACAGAACUCCAUGUGUGUUGGUGGCAAAGCGGUUGGCUUUAAAAAAAUCUCCUUUUUUUUUUUUUUUUUGUCUCUUUACUAGAGAUACUGUUUGAAUGCCAGAAGCCUUCAUCUGUGUGGGACUUGCCUCGUUGCAGACAGUGUAACUGCCUCAUAUUGACAUGCAGUAUAAAAAGGUCAAAGGUGCUAACAAAAACCUGUUUUGUAUUUGACUUAUAAACAAGAUUCCUGUCCCCCACCAUCUUCUUUGUUAGCACAUCUGCUGAUGAAGUAACAGCAGUUACUCCAUUCCUGCCAAAUUGAGAAUAAAAAGACUUUCAGUGAUAUUUUAUGACUAAAUGUUUGAAAGUUAACUUUGUCAAAAACUGUCUUUGCAGCUGAGUCAUCCUGUCUCAAACAGAUUUGAUGUCUCCAGUUCCCAUGUUACACUCCCCCAUUGGAAAAGGCCUCAUGAACCUUCCUGAGUGUCUUUUUAGAUGUCUUGAUGGCUUCCUAAAGUAGUGGAGUUUGUGUGAACCUUAGAGGGCUCAAGGUUGUGAGUUAGCAAUUGGUAUAGAGAGCAGAGGGACAAUUUGUUGAGAUCUAAAGACAUGAAUAACCUGGUCUGACCUCAGAGCUCACCCUGCUGAAAGCAGGGAGUUUGGGUCUCCUGAGGGCCUUUCCAGCAUGGGUGAGCCUGGAAGGGAGGAAGUGGCUGGAAAGGGUGUUCAGGAUGAGCAGAAAGCUUGACACAGAAGAGAGACUCUGAUGGUGAUUUGAUUGAUGCGAAUCAAGAUGUGGGUUAGCUAUGAAUGAAUUCUCUUUAGUGUUCUGUUCUUUGGGUUUUCACUUCUGUCCAUGUUCAUCAAGUGAGCCUUGGGAAAUGGUGAAGGAGACAUGAAUGGGAUAAAACUUGAGAUCAGAAAAAGCAGGUUAAAAGAACAGAGAUCAAUAGAACUGAAGCUGGUAAUUGAAAGUAUAUAAUUCAGCAACAGUAUAUGAAAGAAUAAACUUCUGAGACACGCUUCCCAGGAUAUGGAAAAAGUAAAAAAUUGCAUAUCUCUGAUAAUGUUUUUUGCUGAUGAAUACCUAGGUUUCCUGUGAUGGUUUUAAUCAGGAAAUCUCAUUGUACUUUUAGUAUACUUGUCUAUUUAUAGAUAGCUAUAUAUCUCAGGCUGUAUACUAUAUAUAUAAUGAAGAAGGGCAAGAAGGUGAUUUUGCAAAUCCACUGAUUGGAAGAACACCUUAAGAAAAAAAAGACAAGUCCCUUGACAAAGGGAAGACUCAAAACUUUGAUGGAGAAUAUGGACAAUACAGGAGUAGUCAGUGCCUUUUUUCGGCUCUGACUCCAAGGGCAAAGCCUGCUUUCAGACCCUUUCUGUGUGACAGUGCACCACUGAAAAUAAAGUGGCAGAGCAAUAGGUUAAAGAUGCUGUAUAUAAGUGAGAUACACCCAGAGGCUUGGAUGAUUUCAGUGAUGUGAUUGCAAGGCUAUUGUCUGAGAAAAAUCAUAGUGGCCAGGGGAAAUUUCUGACAACUGAACUAAGGCUGAAAAGGAAGGCUGAGGGGUCUGUAGGGAAGUUCCUCAAGAAGUCAAGAACCACCUCCUCUUGGAAUCUCUGUCCAGGCAAGUGGGUUACAUGAGAUGGGUCAGUCAGAAAGCCAUCCUGGAUUUAGCAAAGUCAGAACAUGCAUGGUCAGCCUGAUUGCUGUCUUGAUGAAAUGACUCAAGCUGUAUGCACAAGGUUGCUCCAGUCAGUUCAGUAAGACUUUCAGCCUGGUCUCCUGCAGCAUUCCUGCCUAAGAGCUGAGGAUCUACAGGGCUGGAUAAGAUUGUUGGGUCACUGGGUUUGGCUGGGCCACUGCAAUGCCAGCAAUCAGAGGCCCAGUGUCCAGCUGCUGUUUGGUAUCGAGGAUACUGAUACUGUUUGGAGUCUUGAGCAGUGACCAGCAUGAUGAGACAGAGCACAGUUGUAGGUGACACUGAAUUGGAGUGAACCAUUGAUCAAUUGAAUGUUGAAGGUCCAAUCCAGACAUAUCUAGAGCUAAGGAUUGUCCAUACUUUUAUGUAUUUGAAGGUGUCUGGUCUCAAACAUACAAUAAAACGCUUGCAUUUCAACUUAUCCUGUCAGCAGUGGAUUCCUGGCUUUUUUAAUCGUGUCAUUUAGUGGCAGAUUGAAGGAUAUGCUUGGAGCACAGUCAACUUGGUACAAUGGCUUGAAACAGUCAGUACAGUCAGGAAAAAUAUGGAGAAAAUAAAUUUAAGUUAAGGGGGAUAUGUUACUACGAGAGUGGUAAUUCAGGUGAAAGGGGCUGAAAGAAAAGGAAUAAUAUUGGAGUGAAAAGGCUGAGUAAGUUCUGUGGUUCAGGCUAUCAGAAGGAGGAGUGGAGGUGAGAAAUCUGGGCUGAAAACCCUGCUGGGAUCCUGGGCAUAUGAUCUUCCAGUUUGCACCUUACCUCAGGAAAGACGAGUGAUCUUCCCAACCUCGCUGGUCACAUUUUUCUUCCUCAGUCCAUCACACAAAUGUUCUGAGUUCUGUCUGUUGAAACAAGUAACAAAGCCACAGCACACAGAACAUAGUAUUUCUGGAAAUAUUGUUGGACUGGGGGAAAGGAAUACUACUUACGUAUUUGUAACAAGUAUUAUCUAAUACUUGUGUAGUACUUUUCCUUUUAAAAAAAUUGUACACCAGUGGAAUGAAUAAUUAGUAAUCUUAUUUGUAAUUAUUAAUAUGUUUAAUCAACAAUUGGUAUUUUUUUCAUUGUUCAUGCCUUAAUUGUUGCUUUUUGUAGCAAAUAGCCUUGGAGGUGGUUACACUGACCAAUGAAAUAAGAUUAGGAGAUAGUGCCAUAUGUGGCUUUUCUAUGGUUUAGCAAGAAGCCCACCAACAUGAAAAACUCUAAAAUGCAUAUUUAAUUUCCCUAGGUAAGGACAAAGUAUGUGACUAAAGUAAUAAGCUGGCAGAUACUUCUCUUCACAGCAAAUGGAAAACACAUCUGUCAUUAGUUUAAAUACAAUCAUCUGCACAAAUUCUGAAAUUGUGCUUAAACCAGUUUUAAAAUCCUGAUUGUCGGUGAAGUGGUUGGAGCUGGAUGAUCCACACUGCUCUCAGAUUCUCAGAUGAUGUAAAUUGACUUUAAAGGAAUUGGGCUAAUUUACUCCUCCUAGGAUCUGACACAUUAUUGACCAGAAUAUAACUGAGAAUUGCUGUGUCCUCUAUUAACGUUAAUUUUUAUUCCCUUAACUGAAGUAACAUUUUACAAAUUCUUUCUUAGAAAACUUAUUUCUGUUUGUUCCUUCUCCUUUCUCACUUCAUCAUCCAAACCCAGAGCGAUGAAUUUCUCAGUACACAACUUCAAAAUCUCUCCUUUAUCUAUAUGUUUUGAGGUAGUUGACUUCAUUAAGUGUUUCCUCUCCUGCACAGGUUUAUAGAAGCUAUUUAUCACAGAAACCUUAGGGGAAAUCAUUAUGUUCACUGCCUUUCAAGUAGCAUUGGACACAGUUCUGUCUGGUUCAGUGAAGAUCAGCUGUUCUUUCCCUUUUUCUCCUUUUCCUAAAGCUCUUUCCUUUAUUGCUUUACUCUGUUUUGAAAACAAUGAAAGCCUUUCAUGCCAUCAGGCUCUCGUUAGCAGAUAACGCAGUCGAAAUUGCAGAAUAUUAGACAUUCCACAGAGAUGAAGGAUAGUCAGUUGUCAGACUGAAGCCAAUAAUCUUCAAUCUUGUGUUACCUUUUAUAAUUGCAUUUUUAUUGACUUGUUCAGAAAACACAUUCAUAGACCUGACAAUUGAUGGAGUACCGUGUAUCAAGGUAAUUGGUGGAUAGCACAUAUCGGUCUUGUUUGCUGAUGGUGACCGCUCAGCUUGGAAGGAAUGCUGUGAAAAAUACAUCGCCACAUUUUGUGAUCUAUGAGGACUCUUUUGAUUAUAUGUGUUAUUUUUGUGGUAUGCAGGGAAAAAAGGGGAAGACAAAUGCGAUCAUUUACAUGGUUAAUUUUGAUUCUGUCCAAUCUUGAGAGUGAGUUUUAUUGCUCAGACACUGACAUUCCAUAGACAUGCCAAGAGUGUGAACAAUAUGCUGCUGUGUCAUAUUGCUGGUAUUUACCUGUAGCAAAUGACAUCACAGGCCUUGGGGCAACUGUAAUUCACGGCAGAAGGGAGUUGCAAAACUUUGUCAUUUAUCAUUGACCAGUCUGUUGACCUAGAUGUCCUCAGGUUUCUGAAACUGGUCGUUGUAAGUCAUAUGAGGCCCUCUCCUGGUAGCCACCUAAAAUAUAUCAUGAUGAGAUAUUUAAAAAAAAAAAAAAAUGUAGAAAAGAGAUUGAAAAUAGAUU
Corvus hawaiiensis (hawaiian crow) is the source of this 9673-nucleotide messenger RNA. RefSeq names its product 1,4-alpha-glucan branching enzyme 1 (gene GBE1). The transcript is spliced from 16 exons. Gene Ontology annotation, biological process: glycogen biosynthetic process. Gene Ontology annotation, molecular function: 1,4-alpha-glucan branching enzyme activity; cation binding; hydrolase activity, hydrolyzing O-glycosyl compounds. NCBI's taxonomy places the organism in Eukaryota, Metazoa, Chordata, Aves, Passeriformes, Corvidae. Bases 63 to 2132 code for a protein of 689 amino acids. The record is from RefSeq and is a predicted model, not a curated record. Gene Ontology annotation, cellular component: cytoplasm.